AUGGCUUUAUCACUUUUUGUUGGGUUCAAUAAUGAACGAAAUAAUAUACUAUUUGCACAAGGCCUUUUAGCUGAUGAAAGCAUAGAGUCACAUACAUGGAUGUUCGAUCAAAUAAUUAAAGCAACUGGCAUAAUUCCGAGUGUAAUACUUACAGAUGCUGACCCUGCUGUCGAUUCAGCUAUUCGUAAAAUAUUUUCUUCAACUUACCCUAUCCAUUGUGCUUACCACAUGACCCAAAACCUACACAAGAACCUCAGAAAAGUUUUGGGUGACGAGUAUCAAAAGUUUCUUAAUGAAUUUUAUUGUUGUCAAAAUAGUUUUGUUGAAGAUAUAUUUAAUCAAAGUUUUAGAAAGCUCCAACACAACUACCCUAAUGCUCAAAAAUUUACAGGUGGUAUCAUAGCAACCUCUCGUGUAGAAUCUGUUAAUGGAUGUUUGAAAUACAAAGAGAAUGAGUAUAAAUUUUGGAAAUUAUCGAUUCCUGCUAUAAGAAAUCAAAGCAAUUUGAAUUUUUUAUUUACUAAGAUAGACCAGUGUAUUCAGCGAUAUCUCACACCUACUAUGUUAAAGAUGCAUAGAAAUGAAAUGAACCAAUCAUUAUAUUAUGUAGCGAACCCCAUAAAUAUAGAAAAUGCUGAGAUUGAUGAGAGCGAUUCCACUAUAGGUGAUGAUUUAUUAGUUGAUAUUCCACAAGCCACGCUUAAACAAUUGUGUGAAUUUGUGAGUUCUUACAAUAUUAAGGAGAUUUGGGCUAUAAGCAUUGGAAACUCAUCGAAUAUCAAGCACCAUAUUAUAUUAUUACAGAAUCGUGGACAUAUAUGUACAUGUCUUUCUAUAAUUCGAUCUGGAGUUAUUUGUAGGCAUUACUUUCAAGUAAUGUUAACUACUAAAACUGCCUGCUUUCAUAUUCGAUUAAUUCCAACAAGGUGGUAUUAUGAGAAUCUAAAUGGUUCAGAAGAGCCAUUUUUACAAGCUGAUAAAUUUAUGCAAGAAAGUUAUCAAAUUGUGCAAGAAAAUAAAACUAUGCAAGAAAACCAAACUAUGCAAGAAAAUCAAAUUGUACAAGAAAAUCAUAAUAUACAAGAAUAUCAAAAUGUGCAAGAAAAUCAAAAUGUGUUAGAAGUAAUAUAUAAUUCAGACAAGGUUCUGUAUUUGUGCUCUUUUGAUCAGAACUGUAAAGACUUCUGUGAAGAAAGUCUAACAGUUCUUCAGCAAAAAAUCGUUUAUGGAAAAGUUCAUAGUACAUAUAAAAAAGCUCUUGAUAAAGCAUUGCAAACCUAUUCAAAAUCAAUACAGUUCAUUACUUUACUUCAAGAAUUUGUAGAUGAAAGUACUAGUGAACAAUCAGAUUCAGACAAAAGUUUACAAAGUGAUAGUAGCAAUGAGAAAAAUAAUUCAGCGUUACCUCAACUAAAAAAUCCAAAAAAGCAUCAGAGAAAGGGACGACCAGUAGGUACAAAACAAUAUAAAUCAUCACAAGAGGUCUCUAAAGCUAAGAAAAACAAUCAGCGUCAAUGUAAGAAAUGUGGAAAUAUGGGUCAUUAUUAG
Scutellospora calospora is the source of this 1548-nucleotide messenger RNA. NCBI's taxonomy places the organism in Eukaryota, Fungi, Glomeromycota, Glomeromycetes, Diversisporales, Gigasporaceae. The record is from the annotation of a GenBank genome assembly.